AUGGAACAAUUUGAUUUUACAAAACCAACACCAUUUUAUGAUAUAAUUCUUAAUAUCGAAGAUAAAAAACUAUAUUGUAAUCGUGCAUUACUUGCUAUAUGGUCACCUGUAUUUGAAACAAUGUUUAAAUCAAAUUUUCGUGAACGUGAUUCCAUGGAAAUAAAUUUACCAGGAAAAUCAUUUGAUGAUAUUAAAGAAUUACUUGCUGUUAUUUAUCCACCUAAUCGACCCAUUGUUGCAACAAAUAUUCAACGUUUACUUGAAUUAGCUGAUGAAUACCAAAUGAUUGAAUUAACAAAACGUUGUCAAGCUUAUUUAAUGCAACAACGUGGUACAGUUGAUUCAUUAUUAUUAGCACAAAAAUAUAAUUUCGAUGAUGUUAUUCGUCGUUGUGCUGAUCAUUUAAAACAUAAUCUUAAUUUAAAUCUUUUACCAAAUUGUGGUAAUGCUGAUCCACGUUUAAAUGAAUUAUCAUUAAAAACAAUCAAUUUAUUAUUAGUUUCACGCGUUAAACAUUUAGAAACUGUACUUGAAUCAUAUAAACGUAAAGUAACAACAGCAAAUGAUAAAUUUCGUAAUAUAAAAGAUUUACCUGGUCAUAAUGAUGAAUGUGAUCAUUGUUCAAGACAUGAAGCACAUUCAAUUGAAUGUUACGAUUGUAUGAGAAUGGUACGAGCUAUUAUUAAAAAAUUAAGUGAAGAAGGUUUUGAAGAAACAGAUUAA
Adineta steineri is the source of this 723-nucleotide messenger RNA. The record is from the annotation of a GenBank genome assembly. NCBI's taxonomy places the organism in Eukaryota, Metazoa, Rotifera, Eurotatoria, Adinetida, Adinetidae.